This is a messenger RNA of Daldinia caldariorum, 832 nucleotides long. RefSeq names its product D-isomer specific 2-hydroxyacid dehydrogenase. The transcript has a single exon. The coding region runs from base 24 to 605 and encodes 193 amino acids. NCBI's taxonomy places the organism in Eukaryota, Fungi, Ascomycota, Sordariomycetes, Xylariales, Hypoxylaceae. The record is from RefSeq and is a predicted model, not a curated record. Gene Ontology annotation, molecular function: NAD binding.
AGUGGGAGAGGGCGGGCAGGGGCAUGCUGCAUAAGACGCUGGACGGGCCGGACGGCCGGGCGCCGAGGACGUGUCGCGAGGAGACGCUGGGGAUUGUGGGGUACGGCGCCGUGGGGAGGGCGCUCGAGGCGACGGCGAAGAGCCUCGGCAUGAGGGUCUUGGUAGCAGGGCGGAAAGGCGCCGCGGAGGUGCCCGAGGGCCGGACCCCGUUCGACGAGCUGAUUCGCGCGAGCUCGGUGAUCAUGCUGUGCCUGCCGCGGACGCCGGAUACGAGGAACCUUAUUUCCGAUGCGGAGCUCGACACGAUGAAGCCCUAUGCCGUGAUAGUGAACGUGUCGCGGGGAGGCAUCGUGGACGAGAAGGCGCUUGUAGAGGCGCUAAGGUCGAGAAGGAUCGCGGGUUACGGGACGGAUGUGUAUGAGCUGGAGCCGGCGAAUACUGAUAAUAGCCUUCUAGUAGGGCCGGAUGUCGCUGGUCUGAACAUAGUUACUACGCCGCACGUUGCUUGGUGCGCGAGUGACACUAUUGCGAACUACAACAGAGCGUUGAAAGAAAAUAUCGCUGGGUGGCUGACUACGGGCCAGCCAAAGUAUCCGGUCGUAUAAACGUCAUGGGCUAUUAGAUAUGUAGAUCAGCAUGCUGCAUUAUAGAUAUAGCAUAUAGAUAGAUGGAUGGUGUACAAGAAAUACUUUUAUUAUCUUAGGUACCUACCUUAGUGUAAAUGGUUGGUCAGGUGCCAAGCUAUGCGCGAGGACGAGGGUGGUGAUGCAGAGCAAACGAGUACUUGCCUAACCAAAGUAAACUUAUAAGUCAUAAUGAAACAGCAAUCCAU